AUGCUAUUGCAGGUUUCCUCGCCGAAUGAUGACACUGAAUGGCUUGAUUUUCUUGCUAUCUCAGAUUUGUUUAGGGAUGAACCGUCAGAAGUUUCCAGCGAAAUGGACAUCAUGGUGAGAGGGACGUUCUCAACUGCCGCUGCCUCCUCUCUCCCCUCCUCCUACACUUCAUUCUUCGCUGCUCGGCAUAUUUUAUUGGAGCUCAAGGUCAGCCGGCGCUGCCUGUGAAAGGCACAGCUCAUCCCUUUUGCGCUAAUAUAAACAAUUUGCGCCAGAAAAUAUUGCCUUUUGUGAUUUUCGGUGCCGAAUGUGACUGACGAUGCGAAGAAGGCGAAACUGGUGGGGGUUGGAUCCGAAGUCGUAGUACACCUGACGCAGAUUAUCCGUACCUCUUUUGUGUGCUUCCUAGCUGGAGAUAAAAGCGUGCUAGAAGUCGUCUUCAGCUUGCUGUGGAACACGCGGUGGACAUCGUCGGUUGCAACAGGCGCACUCUCAUCACAUCCGUUAGUUUAAUAUUAGAUAGAAUGGUGUUACCGACAAAGACAAGGAAGACUGGAAUGGCCAUUUCUGGCUUAUUAGCCUUCGUCAGCCAGCCAUACACAACCCCGAAGUGUGAAACACCCGAGGCGACCUGUUAGUUAGAAGUCCACGCCUCUAACCAUUUCUGUCUCCCUUGUCUUUGUCGGUAAUUCCAUUCUGCCUAUAGCAUGCACCGCUGGGCUGCUGCUGGUUUGGCUCGAGAGAGAGCCCGUAAGCCACAACGGAAUCAGUUAGUUCCUUAAGGACGAUCGGUGAGCGUCCCCUACCAUUAGUGUUAGAUGUCUGUGUGCAAAGUAAGCAUCCGACGCACGCUGUUUGUCCUAGGUUUGGAUACCUUUUUCACUUACUUGACAAUUUCGGGCAAUGGAUCCCGAACAAAACUAGGAACACUGUAUGGAAAUCCCACAAACUUCGAAGAAGGCUGUCCGAGUGAUGGGCUUAAGCAAUUCAAACUGCUUUCCAUCAAACGGGGAUGUCCACCGUGUACGCCAAAGCAAGGUGAGAGCAGGGACGUUGCUUUUUGCGUCAUUUUAUUUAUACUGAUAGCAGAUAUGUCCAGCGUUUACCGCUCUCUCUCCUCCUCCCCCACCUGGACCCGGUGUUAAGAUCGGAGGCGGGAGAAGAUGCGGAUGGCUGGCACGGCAAAACCACGCACCUAGGCCUGUCACCACACUCUCUGGUCCACAACGAACACUGACUUGAGUGCUGAUAGAAGCGAACAGGCGAGUUCCAGGUUGCACUUAAGAAGACGUAGAUGCGGUCACUGGAACAAGAAAUUUAUUAGCCUGACGUUUCAGAUUCUCACUCGAAUCAAUCAUCGUCACCUUUUUCUACGAAUGUCUCUGAUGUUGGAUUAAAGUGAGAGUCCGAAACCUCAGGCCAAUAAAUUUCUUGUUCCAGUGAUCGCAUCUUCGUCUUCUGAACUGACUAGGGUUUUAUGCCGCAAUAGGAAAGGAAAGUGGUGAUGUAGCGGCCGAGGACGUCAAGGGUAGCACACACCAAAGUAUGGAAACGCUGAGAGAAGAUCCUGGAGGAGAUAGAUCUGAACAGAACUGUUAGAAUCUCAUGAUACUUAUUCACAUGCAGGAGAAGAAGGUACGUCGAGUAGGGGAUAUAGUAUAAUAUCACGAGAUGAGCACGGGAAAGACGUAUAAUAAUUUUUAAUAGUACGAGCAGGAUGAGUUACACUUGUGAAGUAACCUGUCUGGGUGGAGAGGCGACACCGACAUAUCAGCUAAUUAACCGGCGGGGAACGCAGCGCUGUGAGCAACUGCGGGGAAGGGCCGGGGGAGGUGCCGACGUAGAGAGGAAGAGAACGGUACGAACGUUACGGUACGAUGCGGAUCAAGGGGUCGGCGGAAGUGAGAGGAAGGGAAACCGGCCAACCGGUCCAACGACGGGCAACAAAGCUUGUCAGAGGUCAUAAAAACCUACCUUACGAAACUAGACUGUCAAAUCUUAACCUCUUUCCCCUGGACUACAGACAAUUACGUGGCGACUUAAUUCAAACGUUUAGAAUGUUACGGGGUCAAUAUUGCUGCCUCGCAUCCGGCGACUUCUUUCAGCUGGCCACCACUACUAGCUUCAGUGGACAUCCUCUGAAAUUACGUGUGACAGGGGCGAAACUGGACGCAAGGAGGUCCUUCUUCAGCCACAGAGUGGUAGAGGCAUGGAAUGCCCUGCCUGUGGACUUCGUCCUGUCCUCAUCCGUGGACUCAUUUAAGAAGAAGCUUGACUAGUACAAGGAUAUGUACCUUCACGGCAUCAAAAACUAACAAAUUUCCCCCCUGUACUACCGGCCCCACCCAACGUUUUACGUUACAAAGCAUGCUACUCUCUAUAUUUUAGUAACAUUACGCUUUAUGUUUUUCGUUAUCUCCUGACCGAAGCAUAUGCGCUUGCUUCGAUAUUACUUGGUCCAUUCAGUACCGUGCUGGUCAUUGCACAAUUUUGACGUAGAAGGCAUUCACAGACAAAUUUAUACCAGUGACCAAUGCUUGUUGUAUGUAAUUACUUAUCUAAUUUUUUUCACACUUGCCUUACACAUUGUUUUUUAUGACGUUAUUGUAACCAAAAGGGGGUUCAAAGGCGCUCGUCUACCUUUCCCUUAAUAAAUCUGAUUUUAUCUGAUUUUCGCCAGUACGCGGUUAUGCCAUCUCCACCCUUGGUCCGCGCGCUGAAAAGUGUUACAGCAUUCAAACAAUCCUGUUCAUGUCAAGGGACGUAACAGUGACACCAAUCUUAAUUGGCGCGGCAUGAUUCUGUAACUAGGGGCGCCGCCACAGCCCAAAUGUUGGCUGUUAUUAUGAGUGCGCAUGUCCAAUAACUCCUGUCGGACUGCCAUCUAACCUCCGUUUUGGUCCAGCGCAUCUACCGAGUGACCAUUUUCAUGGGCACCCGGUAUGACAAUUUAUUGGAUUCAAAGAGCAGAUGUUCUCCUCAUGAAAUUGCGUGGAAGAUGUUGCCUAAUGCGACUGUCCGCCUAUUUAAAUUGGGUCACGACGAGUUGAUGCGUCAAUUGCAUCAUUGGGAGGCCUACUAAGAUAAUGGGCCACGGAACAAUCAAUAUCGUCAUCAUUCAUUUUACGCUAUGUAGGCAAAACAAUAACAUACCAAAAGCGGUUUGUUAAUUCAAUACUUUGUAUUGCGCCGUUUGGACAUUAAUUUAUUCCAAUAAUUCUUAUGCAGUCAAUUUUGGAACCCUUCACAAACCUUCUUUACAUAGGAUCGCCCAAUCUUCUAACCUUUACUGUUGAAGCAAAUAAUUAACGAAAAAGUACCGACUAGAGGCAGAUUUUGCUGAAAUGUACAAAGCAGCCUGUACAAGAAAGUACCCGACUGAUAAAUUUUUUUCAUUCCUUUAACCAAGUCACACCGUUGUGUGAUAAGACCUUAGAUGACUAAGGUGUAACUUUAAGCGACCUUGGAUUUUAAGGUUUCGCUUAACUUAAAAAAUAUCAUUCCUUAUCCCUGUAUCUCUAAUUCCUAUUGGAAUAGCGAUCAUUUGAUGACAGGUUUCUAGGCGUCCUCUCGAAAUCCGACUUACUACUACGGUGUAAAUGUAUCGUGCAGAGAAGAAAGACACGGAUUGGCUAAGUGUGGGGUAACACCUUUUCUCAUAGGAGACAAGCUGGUUUCUUUAUCAACCUCAGGCUUCACUUGAUGGCUGCCUUCUGGCGUGCGUGACUGUAAAGUGACCAUUUCUAUGACCCUUUGACGAUAUUUUAAAGCACUUGGUUACACAGGCUGCAUUGGACAGGACCCACGCUGCGUUUUUUAAGUUCGCCGAUCCGGUUGCAUGAACGCUGUUCAACCUAGUCAUGGUUAGCACAUUCAGACUCAGAUGCAUCCCCUGCUAUUAUCAUGCACGUAGACGGUGCACAUGUAUCGCUACCUUGUAGUGCAGACAAAAUUAAAGAUGGCAUAAAAUGCCCGUAUAAAGACGGGGCAUGCGGAGCGCUGCCUUUUUGGUCAGACGCGGUUAAGUUGGUAGAAAAUUCCUGUAGGCAGUACACCGACAUUGCUCGCCGAGGGCGUCGGUUGGACCGUCUCCUCACGACGAAUACUUACGCUUGCAGGUCACCAAACUGUUGUAACCGUACUUCAGUUAGAUAUGAUAAAAUAUUGCCAAUAGAAGCGAAGAGACGAGUCCCAGGAAGGAGUCUUGAAGAAGGAGACACGAUCGCCGGGACAAGAGCUUCAUUAGCCUGAGGUUUCGGAUUCCUACUCGAAUCCAUCAUCAGAGACAAAAGAGCAGAAACGGGUGGUUGCUGCACAAGGGGCUGCGGUAUUUAUAGGAUGCAGUAGCCAUGCUACUGCAUACCUAUGAACAUUCACGGCUCCCCCCUUCAUCCGAGAUCGUCGCACGUGGUGUGAUCAUUGCUUGAUGGCCGACAUUCGAGUCGAUAAUUGCUGCAAUUUCAUAACGUGCGUUGGAUGUUGGCGUGAUGAUUGCUCGGCCAUCUAACGCACCCACCCCGGUGUUGGGAAAAGUGUUUACCUCUGCGCUCCCCGCAUGGCUUGUUACGCGGGGUAGGCAAAAUUUUAGCACGCAGUAUGGAGUGGGAAGAUCGUUGCACUUGUUGAUGGACUGGGGGCCAGUAAACCAUGACUCCAGUAGCUCCCGGCUCACGCGGUUGUCACCUCUUGCGAGAAUUUCGGUCUCAGCGAAUUUGAAUGUGUGGCCGGAUCUCGUCGAAUGAGCCGCAACUUGAGAGCUGGCGUCAUUUCUGCGCACCGCUGCCGCGUGUUCGGCCAUUCUCGUUCAGAGCUGUCUUCCGGUUUCUCCGACGUAGUUGCUUUGUCCGCAACUGCAUCAGAUCCGAUAAACGACUCCAGACGUUUCUAGCCGUGGCAGUGGGUCUUUCGGUUUCAUGACCAGACACAUGAUGGUUGCCUCCGGUCUGUGUGCCACUCCAACCCUAAGUGGUGCGAGAAGGCGGCCGACAGCUUUCAAAACGUUCUUGACAUACGGAAGUGCCCGCCAAGACUUGGUGUCCGUGCGGUUAGGCCUUUCGUCCCUUUUGCGUAUGCACCGGUCGACGAAGUUGCGCGGGUAGCCAUUGGCUUUGAAGAUCCGUCGGAGGUAUUGUAGUUCAGCAAUUUUGUCUUCCGGCUCACUGCAGUGCGUUUCGACAUGCCGAUAGAGCGUCCUUACGCAACUGCGUUUGUGGAUGAUUGGGUGGUUACUGUUGAAGUUCAGUACUUGCAUCGUAUUUGUCGCUUUCCUGAACACUUUGGUCUUUAAUCCACCACAAUCCUUGCGGCAUACGAGGACAUCCAGGAAGGCCAGCUGGUUAUUCUCUUCCUCCUCCAUCGUAAAUUGAAUGUCCGGGAAGACGGCGUUGAGAUGUUCUUGGAAUGUCAACACCUGAUCCCGUUCGAUGACGACGAAGGUAUCAUCCGCAUACCGGGCCCAGAAUUUCGGUCUGUGGUGUUGGAAGACCAGCGACUCUAACCAUAGCAGGACCGCCUCGGCGAUGAAUCCCGAAAUCGACGAACCCAUUGGUGUGCCUUUCACCUGUUCGUAGAUUGUCCCGUUGAACGUGAAAUACAUCCUGAGACAAAGCCAAAGGUUUACUUGAGGACCGACAGUUCUAUGUUCCAUGUGCAACGAACCCUUUUAAGGCGCUGACACGCGAAAUUAAUGCUACGUCGUUGGCCUUGGAGAACUGGGGUGCAAUAACACCGACCGACAGACGCAUGCCGAGACCCCAAGAUACGGAUUUGGCCCGAUUCUAUGGCCUCCCUAAGGUGCACAAAGACGGCGCUCCCCUUCUCUGGCCUAUCGUGUCGCUCAAAUGAACUCCAACGAACGGACUGGCUAAGUGGCUGUUCCGGCGUCUCAAAUUCUUGACCGCUGAGUCAGACAGCACGGUCUCUUCGUCAGCACAAUUCCUGGAGAAACUCAAAGGGGUAGGCCUCCAUCCAAAUGAGGUCAUGGUAUCUUUUGAUGUUACAUCCCUUUUUACUUCUAUUCCCCAGGACCUGGCGAUCGAGACAAUUGAGCUGCAACUACCAAGCAAAUAUGAUGAAACGGAGAACCGUCUUGGACACGCCCAAAUCCUUCAGCUCCUGAAGCUCUGUCUCAGGACGUACUUCACGAUCAACGGGACAAUCUACGAACAGGUGAAGGGCACACCAAUGGGUUCGCCGAUUUCGGGAUUCAUCGCGGGGGCGGUCCUGCAACGGUUAGAAUCGCUGGUCUUCCAACACCACAGACCGAAAUUCUGGGCACGGUAUGUGGAUGACACCUUCGUCGUCAUCGAACGCACCUGCCGACGAGAAAGCAUCCGUUGUCUCAUUUCUCAUGCCGUCGACAACAACGCGGACAUUGGCCGCUCCUUUAUUUCCUACUCCUAUCUCGUUAGUAACUUCACACCAGAAAUCGUCAUACCUAUUGGAUACUUCAUACCUGCAAUUUCUGAUUACUCUGGUUCCCUUAUCUGCAGUCAGUCCCCAAUUGUUGUCGUGAAAGCGUUCGUACAUGCACUCCCGCCUGCUGGCCCGGUGUGCCUACCUCAACCUAG
Molecule: messenger RNA, 6569 nt
Organism: Spirometra erinaceieuropaei
Lineage: Eukaryota; Metazoa; Platyhelminthes; Cestoda; Diphyllobothriidea; Diphyllobothriidae
Source: the annotation of a GenBank genome assembly